Molecule: messenger RNA, 1337 nt
Organism: Sesamum indicum (sesame)
Lineage: Eukaryota; Viridiplantae; Streptophyta; Magnoliopsida; Lamiales; Pedaliaceae
Product: 2-oxoglutarate-dependent dioxygenase 19
Source: RefSeq, a predicted model, not a curated record
CAUACAUACGUACAUCCUCGUACCUACUAACGCACCAAAUUACGUACAGACAAAAAAUGGAAGAAGAAAUGGAUAAUGACGAGUGGGACGAGUGGGAUCCCUUUCCUGUUGUUGAUUUACAGCCAUUCUACAUAUCUGAAGCUUACGAUCAUGAAGAUUGCUACGUUGACCUCUCGGGGGCUCUCUGUCAAUGGGGUGCAUUCGGGGUGAUAUAUCAUCGGAUCCCAGAACAUGUGUUCAAGAAUGCUAUGGAUGCAAGUCUUGAGUUUUUCCAGUUGCCGGAGGAGGAGAAGAUGAAGUACGAGUUCAAGAGACCACUGGAUCCCAUCAAGUAUGGGAAAGAGACCGUCACCAAUCCUUCCGACCAGAAGAAUUACGUGUGCAGAGAGUUCCUGGAUAUAUAUGUACAACCUGAACUGCACUUGCCUGAUAAACCUCAGAAAUUAAGGGAAGCAGUGCUUGAGAUGCAUACAAGAACUCGACCGCUGCACGGACUACUAAUUCACCUGAUGGCGACGGGGCGGAACAUGAGAGUUGAAGGAGGCGUAACAGAGGAAAGGUUCGAGAUGGAGUCAUGCUUUCGGCACUUCACUGCGAAUUACUAUCCAUCUCGGCCGGAGUUUGAGGAGCCGAUUCCGAUGCAACCUGAUACCAAUCAGCACGUAUUUUUCACAACAUUUAUGCAUAAUGGAGAGGCUGGAUUGGAGUUCUCCCGCGUCAUAUAUGGCGAGCGGAUCCCUCGGAAUAAGUGGUCCAGGAUCCGGCAGGCCCCUCCCCAUGCUGUUUUGGUUCACGCUGGUUAUCCCGUUGAGGUAUACAACAACGGAUAUUACAGGACUGUGAAGUUGAGAGCAUUUGUAAAUACGCAAGCUCAACCUAGCAUAACAGUUGGCCUAUCCAUCGGACCGGGGCUUAAUGCCAUGGUUCGGACAGCUCCUGAGGUGGAAGAAAGAUCCCAAAAGCCUUCUUGUUAUAGUCCAAUGAAAUACAUAGAGAUCAUGGAAAUAAUGGAGAACAAUCGGCUUCAUGGCAGGAUUUUCGACAAGGAACAGGUGAAUUAUAAAGCCCAGCAAGAGUAGUUUAAUUUAAUUCGUAGAUCAAAUCGUCAUGCAACCUGCAGCAGAUACUAAUCAGCAUGCAUGCAUGCAUGGGCUUUUCACAAAUAUUCAUGCAUGAUCGAUGGGGAGAAAACCCUAAAUAUAUAUGUUGUCUGAAUAAUUCAAGAGUCAGGUUUAAUGUUGCCUAGCUUACUCAGACAAUAGGUAGUCGGAAUGUGAACGUGUAUAAUAUGAUGAAUACUGAAAGAUGUGUGGCAAUUAUUCAGUGGUUUAAGCAGA